Messenger RNA from Poeciliopsis prolifica (blackstripe livebearer), 1372 nucleotides. RefSeq lists its product as uncharacterized. The transcript has 7 exons. Bases 67 to 780 code for a protein of 237 amino acids. Lineage: Eukaryota; Metazoa; Chordata; Actinopteri; Cyprinodontiformes; Poeciliidae. The record is from RefSeq and is a predicted model, not a curated record.
CUGUCUUCCACUUCAGACCGGCUCGAACAAAACACGUAUCUAAACAACCACUAGCAUUACGUUGGGAUGAUGCUUUUGAAGAAAAACGUUGUUUUAGGAGGAAUCGUGGUGAUUUUUUUGACUUUUCUGGAGACAGUUGGCGGUCAAGACAAUAAAGGAAGUUUAAUCUCCAGCAAGUCCAGCAAGGAGGAUAAAACAGCAGUGAUUGGGACAAAUAUCACUUUGGAUUGUGACAAAGACUAUACUUUACAAGACAAUGAUAUUUUGGAGUGGAGUAAAGACAGUAAAGAUAUCUUAAUUGUAAAAAAUGGAAAGAUCCAGGAAAACGCUGAUGAAAAAAGAUUUAGCCUCACACCUUCUGCCGGAGGGCUCAGCACAUUGCUCAACAUUUUAGAUUUAAAGGACACAGAUAGUGGAAGUUAUAGCUGCUGUAUCGUAAAUUCUGAACGACGUUGCAUCAACCAGAAUGUUGUCGUGAAGAAUGAAUCAUCUACAAAAAGAGUCUCAGAUGGAAAAAACAGCACUUCAAAGUCACAGAACGGAACUGACAUGAAGUCCGAAGUUGAACAACAUUGGUGGCUUGAUUUUGCUGCUGUUGUUUUUAUUGUCGUCGUCUUUGCUGCUGCUGCUGCUGCUGAUGUUGCUCCUUAUGCUGCUGCUGCCGUUGUUGUUGCUGUCACUGUCAUCGGUUGUUAUUACCUCUUUAAAGAAUAUAAGAAGAAGCGUUUCAAUAAACAGACUGGAGAUGAAACCAAUAUCCCUCUUAAAACGAUUCCAUAAAUUCAUAAACCAUCAUGAAACAUUUGUUCAUGAGAAGGAUGUCAGACUGCUGAAUUUCUCCAGACCUCAGGAUGAGUUGCAUCUGUGGAGACCAGAUUUCAGAGAAGAAGAAGAAAGAAAAAAAAAAAACAGCCAACACUUUUUUCUUGUUCCAGUAUUUGUCAUUUUCACCUGCUGGCCUCAAACAAGAUCCCGGUGAAUUAUGACACCAGAACCUCAGUGUCUCUUUCUGAUGCUUCUGUGAACUGCUUAGACAUUUCACUGUUAUUUAUUUAAUGUUAAAGAUUAGUUUGUAUUAAGGUAUUUUUUAGACUGUUUUUAACAUUAUUUAUUUUUGUAUGUUUAUUUUACAUUCAGAGGAAUUGAGGAAAUUCAGUGGAGCUGAUUAUUUUAAAUGCUAUUUAGAAUAUUUAUUCCAGGAAAACAUAUUUAUAUAUGUAUAUAUGCACACACAUAACCUCUUUGUAAGAAAUGUUAUUAGACUUUUUAACAUUCAUUAGACCUUUUAACAUUCAAUAUUAAAAAGUCUAGUAACAAGGACUGCGUACUGGUAUCUAGUGACAUUACUAGACAUGUAUAUGUGCCACAUGUA